CCGUCUUCUAGCAUGAGAUUCGCCCUUCUAUAUGUAUUCACUGGUAUUUCCGAUGCAACGCGCGAAGGAUGCGACCAUUCCACGUGACCAACGCAGGAGAUUGCGAAACUUCCUGUGCUCCCUGUAUCAGCAAGGUUAUAGAAUAUGUGGAUUGCUUCAUUCCGCUCCCCUUGACAGCACAGUCUGCACGCCAACUCCUCGCCUUUGAGAUAAGCCGAUAAAGACGGCAAAGUAUCGGAUUCAACGCAUUCUCUUCGGCAUUCCGGCCGCACUCUCAAUACGCGAGUUUAUGAACUAUAACUCUGGAAUACGUCAACGACGGAAAGAAUCCUCGAUGCUCCAGAGAAUUCUUAAGAUGACCGGAUUGCAUCUACGCACUGGCAGACUUCUUGGACCAAGAGCUGGCUGGACCUUGGUAGUCAUUUCAUAUUGAGGAACGAGUUGCGGCGCCAUUUGCAAACAAAAACAUGGAGUCAACAAGGAGUGAUAUCAGUUUCUUUACGAGAGGACUAUACACCGAUGUGGAGUUUCUUGUUGGAAAUUAUUCCCACGUACCCAGAAGGAUCAGGGCCCACAAGUUACUUCUUGCCAUGCGAAACGAGGUUUUCGAAGUCAUUUUCUAUGGGGACUUACCAGAGGAAAAUGAAAUCCGCAUCACUGACUUACACCCAGACGGAUUUCUUGGUUUCCUCAGGUACCUAUACAGCCAACGAGCCAUAUUUGACAGCUUGGAGCAAGCAAUGCAGACUCGCGCGGCUGCACAGAAGUACCUAGAGACGAAACUUGUGAACGCCUGCGACGAGUUUAUUCAAAACUCAUUGCAACCGAGUAACGUGUGCAAAGUCUUAGACUACGUGAUAAAGGAAGGUGAUCUCGGAACGUUAGACGACAUCAUCGACGAGUUUCUUGCACACGAGGCGGUGGGUGUAUUGGCGUCGGAGGCGUUCGUCGCAGCGUCAAGAGAAACCAUUUUCAGAAUACUGAGGAGCCCCCGCUUGGUGGCCCCCGAAUUGUACAUCAUCGAUAGAGUGUCUACAUGGGCGCUUGCCCGAUGUAGGAGAGGUCCCGCCAAAAUUCCUGCAACCGCGCUGCAGGAAACCAUGAGGCCCUUUUUGUCGGAGCUUAGAUUUCUGACACUGACAGUCGAACAGUUUGUGGCGGGGCCGGCCGCGUGGAACAUUCUGACCGAGAGAGACGCCUUGGCUAUUGUCAGCAACAUUGUAGAACCAGGUUCGAAACCGCUGCCGGCAGGCAUUUGCACCAAAAUAAAACCACGUGAGGAUUACUAGCGAUCGCUAGACGUUUUUUGCAGUUUAAUUGUAAUAAACCUUUGUUUUUCUAUAUGAGAACAAUUAUGCUGAAAAGGUUGCAAAUGUUUUGCUGUGCGUACUGUAUAUGAUCCUUGAAACUCAUUUCGUUGCAUGCCAAUAAAUGAGCAAAUACGUAUA
Messenger RNA from Ixodes scapularis (black-legged tick), 1448 nucleotides. RefSeq names its product BTB/POZ domain-containing protein 6-like. Bases 468 to 1289 code for a protein of 273 amino acids. The record is from RefSeq and is a predicted model, not a curated record. Gene Ontology annotation, biological process: neurogenesis. Gene Ontology annotation, molecular function: protein binding. Lineage: Eukaryota; Metazoa; Arthropoda; Arachnida; Ixodida; Ixodidae. Gene Ontology annotation, cellular component: cytosol. The transcript is spliced from 4 exons.